UGGGACGUUUGUCUCAGUCUGAGUUCGCAGCCAAGCAAGGCGGAUGCUGGAGCUUAACGAGCUAAUUGCACAAUAAAUCCAAGUAUAGAGUACCAUGCUAUCUUCUUCACACUUGCUCAUCUGCCUAAUCUGGUGGCCGCAAUUGUUAUUUGUUGUGCAAGGUGAUGACAUGAUUGAGGUUUUCAAGUGGAAGCAGAUGGACUUUUACAAUCGCGGAGAUGGUCGCCCGUCGCCUGUUCAGGGUAAUCAAGGCCACCAGGGCAUGCGCAGACCCGACAGGCCACUGAUUUCAGCUCCGGUUGUGUUCCCAGGAAAGGCUUCGCGUCAGAAACGUGAAAGUUUGACCUCCCGCGAUAGCCCCCUGGGGCUUAGCUCGCGCAUUGCAAGCAACGAUAACACUGAUGCUCCGUACAUCCCCUACAAUAACGUGCCAAUGGGCGCAACCCAUUAUCGUGGGCGCCUCUUCGUCACAAUGCCCAGGCGACGUGUGGGCAUCCCGUCGACCUUGAACUACAUCGACUUGUCGCGCGACGGCAGGGAAAGCAGCCCCAAGCUGCACGCCUAUCCGAAUUUCGCGCUAAACCAGUUUAAUGAGAGUUCGCAGAAUCUGGUCUCCGUGUAUCGGACCACAGUAGAUGCCUGCCAGCGGCUAUGGUUCAUUGACACCGGCAUGCUGGAGUAUCCAAAUAACCGGCAGCAAAUCCGGCGCCCCAGCAUAUGGAUUGUCGACCUCAGCACUGAUCGGGUUAUCAAACGCUUUGAGAUUCCCGAGAGCCUUGUGGAGACUGGCCGGGGUUUGGCCAGUCUUACCAUCGAUGUGGAGCCCAACAAGUGUGGCGAUGCUUUUGCCUAUAUUCCGGAUCUGGUCUAUCGGCGCCUGUACGUGUACCAUUUGUCGGACGAUCGGAUCUGGGCCUUCGAGCACAACUACUUCAACUUUGAUCCUCUGGCUGGCGACCUGAACAUUGGCGGUCAGGUGUUCCGCUGGGACGAUGGCAUCUUCUCCACCACAUUGGGGCCGCGGCAGCCGGACGGUAGUUGCGACGUCUACUUCCAUCCCAUGGCCAGCACAAACGAGUUUGUGGUGUCCAGUCGGGUGCUGCAACAGGAGUCGAAUGCUGCACGCUCCGAUCAAGGCACUGAUUUCCGGGUGCUGGGCAGUCGCGGUCCUUCCACCCAGUCGACAAUGCACGACUACGAUCCGCGCACUGGUGUAAUCUUCUUCGCAGAAAUACAGCGGAACGGAAUCGGUUGCUGGAAGACCAGCGAACCCUUCUCGGUGGAGAACCAUGGCACUGUCGACUCGAAUGCCAGCGAUAUGAUUUAUCCCAGCGAUUUGACGAUCGAUGACGAGGGCACCCUUUGGGUGAUGUCCAACUCCAUGCCCAUCUUUAUAUACUCCACGCUGGAUACGGAUGUCUACAAUUUCCGGAUCUGGAAGCAGAAAACCACGAAGGCAAAACGCGGCACGGUCUGUGAGUGAUUUGAUUUACAUAUGGUGGAAUUGCUUUAAUGAUGUUUGUAAUGGAAAUUACCCAAUCCACUGGAAACUUAUAUGUAUAUAAUAUAAUAUAUAUAU
Molecule: messenger RNA, 1579 nt
Organism: Drosophila obscura
Lineage: Eukaryota; Metazoa; Arthropoda; Insecta; Diptera; Drosophilidae
Product: L-dopachrome tautomerase yellow-f2-like
Cellular component (GO): extracellular region
Source: RefSeq, a predicted model, not a curated record